Ambispora gerdemannii is the source of this 2499-nucleotide messenger RNA. Lineage: Eukaryota; Fungi; Glomeromycota; Glomeromycetes; Archaeosporales; Ambisporaceae. The record is from the annotation of a GenBank genome assembly.
AUGGAAAGUUACACAACUAACAACAGCAGCAGCACAAGUUCAAAAAAAAAAUGGCAUCAUUACCUUCCUUUACAUCCUAUUUUCAAACAAGACAUACAUAUUGAAAAUGAUACAAAAAAAAAAUCAUCGCUUAAAGUCAUAGAGCGACUACGAGGAAAACGUUCAUGUAUCGUCACAGCCGCGAAACUACUUUUCGUUGCAGUAGGCAAUCAAAUCCGUGUUUUAAAUAUAUCUGAUUUUUAUUACGCGUGGUUUAAAGCAUGUGAAAAUGGUGAGCUUGAACAGACGGAAGCGUGGAUGCAGAAUGCAAAGUAUUUGACACUAAAAACUCCGGCCAUCAAUUUCCAAAUUUACGCCCUUGUCAUGAACUACGCCGAGAAAAGCAACUUUAUAGCUGUAGUAGGUGUCUCGGAAUUGGCCGUGAUUAAAUUGAAAGAAGAUAUUCCUAAUUAUUCUGAGAUGUCUUGCACUACACAUUUAGUUGGUCCUUUUCAUCAUGUCAUCGGAGGAAGCCCGAUCUGCAAAGUAUUAUGGCAUUCACUAAGCAGGAAUGGAUCUCAUUUAAUGGUAUUGACUACAGACGGAAAUUUAAGAAUGUACGAUAUCUUCACAAACUACAAUGAACCUAUACAAGUAUUCCAAGUGGUCGAAUCAUCAAAAACGCGCAAUGGGUAUGGGUGUAACCUAGACGAUGAACCCGAGGCAGCUUCUUUCUGUUUUGGACAAAGUGCCUCCAAUAUAUGGGGUCCUUUUACCGUCUACAUCCUGAUGAAAAAUUCUGAUAUAUAUUCAUUUUGUCCGGUCACGCCUGACAAGAUGACUUGCCAAGUAUCCCAUCUCCAAAAACUAGCCUCAUUGAUCUCUUCUAAUUGCCAAAAAGUUAUUCCCGGAAUCAAAGGAAAAGAAAAGUACGGAGAUAUUUCAUGGGUACAUCAACGCCAAUUAGAAUGGAUUUCUAAAAUUACAAGCCAAAUUCCUGAAGGUUGUGAGCCCGAUAAAAAAGUGGAUAUUGAUCUGACAUCAAAUAUACAUGGGCAACCACAACGUCAGGGACCUUAUUUACUACAACCUUCCCCGAUCGAAUUGUCGUUAAUGGACUGUCCGGAUGCUAGUGAUAUACUAUGUUUGAAUACAAAGUAUAUGAAUGUGUUUGUGCUAGUAUUUGAGCAUGGCAAAGUAGAUAUUUGUCUUGAAGAUGAUAAAGUUCAGGGAUGCUGGAAAAAUCCGGAUUAUUUAUGUUCACAGGAAAACCAAUAUCCAAGAUUAAUUGUUUAUGAAUGCAUUGAUCUUGGUCUGAGCAAACCCUUUCGUCAGAGAACAGUCUCAUCUGUCAAGGACAAAACUAUGUUGCUGGACCCGCCAAGUCUUUUACCAGAUCUAAAUUAUCGAGACACAUUUUACGUCUAUCAUGCGGCAGGUGCCCACGCGAUAAUAAUUAGAAAAUGGCUGGAAAAGAUAAAUAGGCUGUUGGGUGAUGGUUUACACGAUGAUGAUCUAGACGAUGAAGAUACGAGAUCAGAAGUUCGGUGGCUUGCAACUACUAAUCCAACUACCACGCCUGAUCCUAUAAUUGGUUUCUGCGUAAUGAAUCACUUGCUGCUGGGAUUCUUUAUGUUCAUAGUUACAGCCGGUGGCCAAAUGUGGAGUCACGAGCUAACAACUCGCAAAUCAAUAAAGCAAAAAAAUUUGGAGGAUGAAAACACAUCCACCAUCCGCCCCACCCCAUCCAAAUUACCAGCGUACGCGAAAACAACGAUACCUGACUUUAUCAACAAAUAUAUUUCAUAUCAAGGAUUACCUCGACAACCGUUUAUUCUUCCUUCUGGUGGCAGAUCAAGUCCAUACAACUAUCAAAAUAGUGGAGCGACAGCGUCGCUCUAUCAAAAGAUUAUUAAAGAUUAUAAGAAAGAGAUAUUCGAGAUAUUGGAAGGUGUUAAAUAUUUUCAAGAAAGAUGUAUGUCCCACAUGCAAGAUGUUCAACGACAACACAAUGACUUGCUCAAAUAUGAAAACGAAUGUCAAGAAAUAGAUCAUAAAUUCAAACACAUAACAAUGGAGCGCCUCGAUAAAAUAAAAGAUCGACAAGAGGAAAUCACUAAACGAGUCAGCGCGUUAUUCCAAGAACUGUGGUAUGACCAGUUGUCGAUUUACGAUGAUCUGGGGAAAAAGGAUGUUCGGGAACUUGGCGAGAUAAGUAAAGAGAACGAGGACGUGAAGUUGAAAGUUCAAAAACUUGUAGCUCAAAACAAUAGUCUAUUAAACGAUUACAAAUUACUCUCAUUCCCGCAUCAAAAAAACGAAACAUUUACAAGAAGCGCACGCAUGCAACUCCAAAAAGCCGUUUCUGAAGAAACCAAACUCGUAUCUGAGACCAAGGAGAGAAUCGAGGAAAUGAGCCAGCAGUUGUCCCAGUUGGUUAUUUCGGGCGCUGUUAAAGGGGAUCACAAUUCUCUUGAAAGUGAUGAUAUGGUGAUUUCUAAACAGGCAACAGCUAAAUGA